This is a messenger RNA of Equus quagga, 528 nucleotides long. RefSeq names its product ferritin light chain-like. The record is from RefSeq and is a predicted model, not a curated record. Lineage: Eukaryota; Metazoa; Chordata; Mammalia; Perissodactyla; Equidae. Gene Ontology annotation, biological process: iron ion transport; intracellular iron ion homeostasis. Gene Ontology annotation, cellular component: cytoplasm. The transcript has a single exon. Gene Ontology annotation, molecular function: ferric iron binding; ferrous iron binding. Bases 1 to 528 code for a protein of 175 amino acids.
AUGGGCACCAGAAUCCGCCAGACUUAUUGUGCCAACGUGGAGGCCGCCGUCAACAGCCUGGUUAACCUGCAUCUGCGGGCCUCGCAGACCUACCUCUCUCUGGGCUUUUAUUUCGAAGGCGACGAUGUGGCUGUGGAGGGCGUGGGCCACUUCUUCCGCAAGUUGGCUGAAGAGAAGCGUGAGGGCGCGCAGCGUCUCUUGAAGUUUCAAAACCAGUGGAGCAGCCUCGCCCUCGUCCAGGAUGGGGAGAAGUCGUCCCAAGAUGAGUGGAGUGGCAGCGUGGAUGCCAUGGAAGCCGCCAUCGUCCUGGAGAAGAAGGUGAACGAGGGCAUUUUAGAUCUGCAUGCUCUGGGUUCUGCCAACGCAGACCUCCAUCUCUGUGAGUUUCUGAAGAGCCACUUCCUGGAGGAGGAGAUGAAAGUCAUCAAGAAGAUGGGCGACCACCUGACCAACCUCCGUAGGCUGGCCGGCCCGGAGGCCGGGCUGGGCGAGUAUCUCUUCCGCCGGCUCACCCACAAGCACAACUAG